CCUUCAUCGAAUCUGGUGGAUAAUGCAUUCGCGCUUAUCAUGCGAGAUGACGACUCCCCGAAAAUUGUCGAAAAUUCGCUAAAUUUAGCGGAAAAGUACGCAAAUUGCUUCUAUUCGAACGAAAAUGCGGCAUUUGACUUGUGUGACGAGAGCAUUCGUGGAAUUGUGCGAAAAAAUGACGUAAAUUUGGUAAUUCAUCCCCUUCCAGCGCGUUUCGGGCAAGAAUCGCACAUCAUAAUGCACAAAGCGAUGACCUCAGAAGAAGAAACUCAUGGAACUUUUGAACCUGACAUGAGUCGAUAUGAUGUCCCAUCGUCUCCAAGGAGGUUCAACAGCACUUUUGUGCCGCGUUAUCGCCCCAAACGUCAAACCACAGGCUCAAUUCCGAACGUUUUGCACAUUGAAACGGCAAUUUUCGUGGAUAAAGACCUUUUUCGGCACAUGCGAAAGAAUUUUCCGGUCAAUACGGAAUCCCACCUCAUUCGUUUCGUGCUCGCGAUGAUCAAUGGCGUGCAAUUGUUGUAUCAUCAUCCGUCGUUGGGCAAGCAAGUUAAUUUUAUUCUUAAGCGUUUGGAGAUUUUGCAUUCGGAACCGAAGGAUUUGCGACGGGCGAGUGAUAUUGACGUUUAUUUGAACAGUUUUUGUUCGUGGCAGAGAAAAUUGAAUCCAGCGUCGGAUGCGGAUGUUGUGCAUUUCGAUCAUGCCGUGAUAUUGACGGGAUUAGACCUUUAUGUUGUGGGCAAAAAUGGAAAAGUAAGCAGUCAAGUGGUUGGAUUGGCACCUGUGGCGGGAAUGUGUUCGGCAGUGUCGAGUUGUACGAUUAACGAAGGGAAGCAUUUUGAGAGCGUUUUUGUCGUUGCGCAUGAAAUUGGUCACAAUUUGGGAAUGCGUCACGACUCAUCAGAAUCCAACUGUGACCCCAGCUUAUACAUAAUGUCUCCCACACUCGGCAGCGGAAAAAUCACUUGGUCUCAAUGCAGCGCCAAUUACCUCAACAACUUCCUCCGUUCAUCCCAAGCCACUUGUUUAUUCGAUCGCGGGCAAUUUGGACCCAGUCUCGAUCACUCAGCGGAAGGUUUGCUGCCAGGACAACGAUUUGACGCCGAUACCCAAUGCAUGCUGAAAUACGGCAGAGACAGCGUUCGCUCACCAACCCAAGCCUUCAACGAUAUUUGUCGCGAUUUGCACUGCCAACGAAGUCGUUACACGUGGACUUCGCAUCCAGCGUUGGAGGGAACCUCUUGCGGCAUCGGAAUGUUCUGCCAAAGUGGAAUUUGUGUCCCUCGCUUGAAAUCUCAGUCGCAAUAUUCGUCAACGAGCUUAGCUGCGCCGUCGCCAACAGCAGUUUUGACGCAAAAUAAUUUAUCGGAGAAGUUAAUUUCGUUGGAUGAGCAACAAAAACAACAUUUAGAUGACCCUAGUAAUGUGGUGCAAGCGGUUUGGAGUGACUGGGGUGAAGGAAGUGAGUGUGAAAGUGGAUGUUUGUACGGCGAAUCAGGAAGACUCAAGGAGGGAAGUACUGGAUUGAGGAUUUUUCAACGCACUUGUGGGGAUUAUGGUACGGGAGUUCGUUCCGAAUGCAAAGGAUCCGACAAAAAAUUCGAAACUUGUAUGCCUUCUCAUUGUUACAGCAUCCAACGGACCUCAGUUUUAGACUUUGCCAACGAAGUUUGUACCCGCGCGAAGGAAUUUGAUCCGGAAUUGACUGGAAACGGCAUUCAACAAGUAGCAAAUCCGGAGACAUCUUGUUUGGUCUUUUGUGAAACGCGAUCCUUGACCCCGAAAUCAAAAGCUUGGAUUUUUCCCGAUGGCACCACUUGUCGCAACAAAAAUUCCGACUUUGAUGACUCUUUUUACUGCAUCAACGGUCGUUGCGAGAAAUUUUCUUGCGAAAAUACGACAGAAAAUUAUUUCAAAAUUGAAAGUGAUUUUUGUCCGCAAAGUUUGGUCCUGGAACAAAACAAAGAAAAGGAAAUUCCGUUAAAUACGCUGCAAGAAAAUGGACGAGAUUUUAAGAGUUUGAAGAUAAAUCCGGAAAAAUCAACGACUUUGAAGGAAUCAGAGCCAAAUAAAACAGUGACAGACAACACAAAAUCAGAUUCUUUGCAAAGUCUUCGGUACGUGGCUGCCCAAGCAGCUCCAAGUGUCAAACAGGAAAUUUACAGCAAUUCGUGGCGGGCACCGGAAAAGUUGCAAGCUUUGCCGUAUACGAGUUCAAAUAAUCAAUUGCCGAUGGAAAUUAAGUCAGAAAUGAAAAAUAAGUGGAUCGCAAAGUCGGGAUGUCAUUUUAGUUGCAUGGAAAAGGCGAGGGGAUUGCAACUAGUUGAGGCGUCACAUGAUUCAAAGUCUAAAAAUAUUCAGUUGUGUUCGCCGGAUUUGAUUCCUUGUGAUCGAAUCCAAACAACUUUCGAAUACGCAACAAAACUCUGCACAAAAUAUCGCGCAAAAGUCCGUGGAUUGUCAGGCACUGGCACCCAAAUUGCUGCAAGUAUCCACGAUCCAGAUCGUUCCUGCAAAGUCGCAUGUCAAGACGGAUACAUGACGCACCGUUUUUAUCUCGUCAAUGGUGAACAAGGAUUCUUCCCGUUCGGAACCAAAUGCUCAAAGACCGAUGAACGAUACUGCGUUAGUGGAAAAUGCUUGCAAUUUGGUGACGAUGACAUUCCUUUAAACGAGUCCUAUAACAACAUGAUAAAUCUACGGAACAAGAGAGAUGUUACUCCGACGACGAGGUACAAACGCCAUUUCUUGUACUACCAACCCGUGAACAUAACGGAAAGAAUUACAAAAGACUUUUUAAAUAAUUUGAUUGCCAAAAUUGAUUUCAGUUUAGAUAAAGAAAUUGAGAACAUCUCUGAAGAGCAUAUCAACUUCCAAGAUCCUGUUGAUUAUUCAGUGCUCUAACAAUAACACGGAAAAAAGUGAAUUUUUAAAGUAGGCAAAAGAUGGACA
Culicoides brevitarsis is the source of this 2952-nucleotide messenger RNA. It is a transcript of the gene stl, whose product is annotated as A disintegrin and metalloproteinase with thrombospondin motifs adt-1. Bases 40 to 2904 code for a protein of 954 amino acids. NCBI's taxonomy places the organism in Eukaryota, Metazoa, Arthropoda, Insecta, Diptera, Ceratopogonidae. Gene Ontology annotation, cellular component: extracellular matrix. The transcript has 7 exons. Gene Ontology annotation, molecular function: metalloendopeptidase activity. Gene Ontology annotation, biological process: proteolysis; extracellular matrix organization. The record is from RefSeq and is a predicted model, not a curated record.